Messenger RNA from Harpegnathos saltator (Jerdon's jumping ant), 9977 nucleotides. It is a transcript of the gene Ddr, whose product is annotated as discoidin domain-containing receptor 2. The transcript has 19 exons. Gene Ontology annotation, biological process: positive regulation of kinase activity; protein phosphorylation; multicellular organism development. Gene Ontology annotation, molecular function: collagen binding; ATP binding; protein tyrosine kinase collagen receptor activity. Gene Ontology annotation, cellular component: plasma membrane; signaling receptor complex. The record is from RefSeq and is a predicted model, not a curated record. The coding region runs from base 1726 to 4596 and encodes 956 amino acids. NCBI's taxonomy places the organism in Eukaryota, Metazoa, Arthropoda, Insecta, Hymenoptera, Formicidae.
GUCGGCUCGCUCGCUCAGUCGUACUCGAACCGCGCAUCGGCCAGGGUCGUGCGCCGCCCUCUCUCUCUCGCGAGUCCGCCGCGCGCCGCUCUGUGUGCGCGAGAGCGCGCAUACGCCAGACUACCACGCGAAAACGUGUGCGGCGGGGCACGUUGUCGUCGUGCUGUCGCCCUAAGCGCGUGUGCCUCGCGUAUCGCCGGUGUCAUGUUGACAAAUGAACCUCCGACGAGCGGAGUCUGCGGGAGAAAAGUGCGUCGGUAAGUUUCUCCUCACGUUGUCGCCAUAGCGCCGUUCUCUUUCGAGAAAGAGAGAAAGAGAGGGGGAGAGAUAGAGACAGAUCAGCGUGACGUUAGCUUCGAAUCGCGUCGUUCGGGACAAGACAAGUCCGCGUUGGCUGUCGUCUUCACUUGAAAGGCACGACGAGAGACGGCUUCGUCGGGGAGACAAACGCGACACGGUAGGGAAAAUACGUUACAGUAAAUCGGAAAAGCGGAGCAUGGAGACCGAUGGCAAGGCGCGCUUCGAUCAUUAUCAGUUAUUCGCCGACGUACAAGACGAUCGACGCGCGACGACGACGGUACAGCGGCAACAAGGUUAACGUAAUCGCUCGCUCGCUCGCUUGCGUGUCGUUCACCGUAACCGAGGCUACGCGUUCGUCUACAAACUAGUGUCAUUUAUCGUUUUAAAUGGAGGAGCGCGGCGAAGUUGUCGGCAACAACGCAGCUCCUCCUCUUCGUCGUCACCGCUCGAUAUUUUCCGUGUGAAACGUGUGUUGGACGCGCCUCAAGAUAGAGACAGAGAACUAGAGGAAAAGAGAAAGAGAGAGAGAGAGAGAGAGAGCGAGUGCAAAAUCCGAUAACGGUGGAUCGUUUUCCAUCCGGGAGAGAACAUCGCGCGUCGUCGUCCUCGUCUUUCUCGUCCUCGGGCCGCGAGAUUGCCAACGUAGGGGAAGGUCACCCGAGUCCGCGAGUCGAACUCGACGCGGCCGCACGCGUACUCUUUCAAAGACGAUCGCGCAAUUCGAACACGCCAUUUUGCGCGCCGGCGAUCGGCCGCGGCCGAAGUGUGCAUCGACCUGCAUACGUGCGAACGGCCAUACGAACGCAUCGUCUUCGUCAUCACCGCCGCCGUCGUCGGCUGUAGUUGGAUGCUCUUGGCAGCCUACGACGUUCCCUCCUCUCCCCGUGUCGCGUCGUCGUCGAGACGUCCGUAAUUCGCGCGCGGGCGACGUCCUCUCGCGUGGAACGAACACGAACUCGGGCUGUGCGCGCAACGGGACAGAGAGAGAGAGAGAGAGAGAGAGAGAGAGAGACAUAGAGAGAGACAGAUGCAUGGAUAGAUCGUCUUCGACGUGAUCUGCCGUUGACGUGACCUAGCCUAACGUAACUUUCGCGUCGGCACACCGGGGCACUUCCACCUGCUCCUCGCCCGACCUCCCGGUCUUCCGCCGAGGUUAUCGCGAGUGUCAGUGUGUGUGUUCAAGAGUAAGCGCUUUCUUCAGCCCGCUGCGACCUUCCGGAGCCUGCCUGCGACCGUCGGAUGGGCCUACGGACCCGACGUGUGGGGGGCCGCUGUUGCUGCACUGCUGGAGCGGCUUGCAGAGCGACAUCGAGGAUGCAGUAAGAGGCUGUCGGCUUCGCGGACAGGAGUCACGACAUUCGGAGACCGACGCGUGCUGUGACCGCCCGGCGACCAUCACGAUGCCAGGAACGUGCUUGAUGACCGAUGCGGUCAGGACCGCGGACAGUUAGUGAUGAGGAGGAGCGAGUUAUCGGCGUGCCGACGGCCCAGGUCACCAGUAACAUGCCAGUCCUUGGUGCCAGCAGCGCCGAGCCGACUCCACUUCGAGGACUUCUGAUCGCCGCCGCCACCCUCGUCCUAUUGUCCUUGCCGCGCGUCUGCCGCUGCACGGAUAUAGGACAAUGCACCGCGGCGCUGGGCAUGGAGAGCGGAGAAAUCCCCGAUGAAGACAUCACGGCGAGUUCUAUGUACGAUCCCAGCCUCGGACCGAAACAUGCCAGGCUACGGCAGGACAAGGCCGGCGGCGCCUGGUGUCCGCGCAACAUGGUGACCAAGGAGGGCAAGGAGUACCUGGAGGUGAACCUGCACAGUCCGCGGCUGCUGACAUCGACCAGGACGCAGGGCAGAUUCGGCAACGGCAACGGGAUCGAGUACACCGAGGAGUACUUUAUCGAGUAUUGGCGGCCGGGAUUCAACAAGUGGGUGCGAUGGAAGAAUCGACGCGGCAAGGAGCUGUUGGCGGGCAAUAACAACGCGUACACGGAAAAGGAGCAAAUCUUCGACCCGGCGAUAGUCGCGACCAAGAUCCGCUUCAUCCCUUACACCUCUCACAUGCGCAUGAUGUGCAUGCGCGUGGAGCUCUAUGGCUGCCCAUGGACAGAGGGUCUCGUUUCGUAUUCCAUGCCCCAAGGAAUCAAGAGGGGCUCCGAGGUUGACCUUUCCGACAGAACGUACGACGGCCGGGAAGAAGGAGGUUACCUCUCCGGGGGACUUGGUCAACUCGUCGACGGGCAAAAGGGUCCCGACAACUUCAGAUUGGACGUCAGCGGCAACGGCAAGGGCUACGAGUGGGUCGGCUGGCGGAACGACACGCCCAACAUGCUCGGACGUCCGGUGGAAAUAACUUUCGAGUUCGACUACUCGAGGAACUUCACUGCCAUACACUUACACAUGAACAAUUUCUUCACGAAGGACGUGCAGGUUUUCUCCUACGCGAAGGUCUACCUCGGCACGGGCGGCAAUCAGUUCACCGGCGAGCCCGUCCACUUCUCUUACAUACCCGACCAGGUGCUCGAGCAGGCGCGCGAAGUCACCAUCAAGCUGCACUCGCGCGCCGGUCGUUUCCUCAAGCUGCAGCUUUACUUCGCGGCGCGCUGGAUCAUGCUCAGCGAGGUAAUCUUCGAGUCAGUUAUCUCCGAAUGGAACAAUACCGAGGACGAGGAGACGAAGAACAAGAGUGCCAUUGUGCUCGCGACCGGCAGCCCCUAUCAGAAUAACGAGGGUCCACUGCAGAGGGACGAAGUGAAGGCCACUUUUAAUAAGGAGGAGAGCAAAGAUAACGCCUUUUCAGAUAAGGGCAAGGAGCCGGAAUCGCGGCAGUUCGUCGGCCUGGUGAUCGGGAUCCUGACGACCGUGAUCGUCAUGCUGCUCGCAGCGAUCACGUUCAUCUUCUACAGGAACCGCAGGCUCAAGGCCGCCCUGGCGCCGUCGACCUUCUACGAUCAGCAGGGCGAUCAUCUCAAGGUCUCCGUGCAGGAGGACGGCGAGGACAAGGGACCAAUUUGCCCCCCGCUUCCGGCGCAGUACCAUCCGGCCGCCUACAGCACGACGACGCCGCAGUUGCACAAAACUGUCACGGAUUACGCCGGAGGGAUCGGCGAGGUGCAGCCGGUUAUUCCGCUCCUGCUCAACUCGGCGAUCAAUCUCGCCCGGCCAAUUCCGGCGGUCCAAGAAUACCCGUCUAACCCGCCGCCCAUACCACCGCCGCCGGAGAAGUAUUACACCAAUACGGAGAUCUGCAAGAGUCCUUUACCGCCACUGCCACCGUCACCGACGCCGAGCACGCCGCCGCCGAUGAGCGCGAAAGCUUCCAGCAGUAUAACUAGCUACAGCCCGGAGGAUAUGCUCACGGAGGAGGAGGAGGAGAUCCCCGAGUGUAUCCUUGACUUUCCGCGGGAGAAACUCAACAUCGUUGAAAAUCUCGGCUGCGGAUACUUCGGCGACGUCCACCUCUGCGAGGUCGACAGGUUUCCCGGGUACGACGAGGUCUUCAAGAAUACCACCAGCGACCUUGUGGUUGUUAAAUCCUUAAGACCCGGCUCCUCCGACGCUCUUAGGAUAGAAUUUCAACAGGAGGCGAAGAGGCUGGUACGACUCGCCGAUCGAAACGUCGCGCGGCUACUCGGUGCCAGCCUCGAGGACGAUCCCAUGUGCAUCGUAUUGGAAAACGGCGAGUACGGGGAUUUGAAUCAAUACUUGCAGAGUCACAUCGCCGAGACGUCGAGCAUGCAUACGGCCAAGACCCUCAGUUUCGGCACAUUGGUUUACAUGGCCACGCAAAUAGCAUCCGGCAUGAAGUAUCUUGAGGAAAUGGACUUCGUGCAUCGAGACCUCGCCACAAGGAAUUGCAUAGUGUGCCGCGGAUGCACCGUCAAGAUAUCCGAUUUGGGCAGCGGACGGAGCGCAUACGCGGCGGAUUACUUCCGUGUCGAGGGGCGGCCGCCGUUGCCGAUUCGAUGGAUGGCGUGGGAAUCGAUGCUAAUGGGGAAGUACACGUGUAAGGGCGACGUGUGGGCGUUCGCCGUGACCCUGUGGGAGAUCCUGACGUUCGCGCGGGAGCAGCCCUUCGAGGAAUUUCCGGAUCAUCGAAUAGUGGAGAACGCGACUUACUUUUACGAGGAGGAUAAGCGAAGGAUGAUACUGCCGCUGCCGAAGAACUGUCCGAAGGAGAUCUACGAUCUGAUGCGCGAGUGCUGGCAGAGGAACGACGUCGACCGGCCGACCUUCCGCGACAUCCACCUGUUCCUGCAGCGCAAAAACCUCGGCUACAAGCCCGGUGAGUCCAACGAUACCUGAUACAGAGAACUGGAAGGCUGGAACCUGAUCCGGCUUUCUAUGAUCGGCGAGCUCAACGGCAACUGGUGGAACUGUCCCUCAUCGACCAAGCUAGAUCAAGUCAGACCAAGUUAGUACCCAAGUGACGAUCCGUAAAUCGGCACGAACGUACCAACCAACCAACCAACCAACCAACCAAACCAACAAAACAACCAACCCAAACCGCGGCCGCCGUCGUCGUCGUCGUCGUCGUCGUCGUCGUCGUCGUCGUCCUCGUACGUCGGUAAUUCGCGUGCGCGCGAAUUAACACACGUGUCGCUGACGUUGUAGAAAGAACACAACGCGCAGGAACACCGUCGUAGCGGACGAGUCAGUCGGUAGCCGGUGCCGACCUCGUCGUCGGUCUCGCGCGCCGCCGGCGCUCUUUUCACGGUUGUUUUUUUAUUUUCCCUUCUUUUUUUCAUACCACAGCACCACGUCGACGUGGUGUCUCCUCAUGGAGCCGCGCGUACAUCGCACACACGCUGUCGUGAAUAGCGUUAGCUGAAACCGAUAACCGGUACGAAUCGCACAAAUCACUGUCGCCGUAGUAGCAGCAGCAGCAGCAGCAGCAACAACAGCAACAGCAGCAGCAGCAACAGCGGCCGCCGGAGCGAGCGCGCUUCGCGCGAAUUUCGCGGUCUUUCGCGCGCGCGCGGACGAGCGAGUAGUCGAAGCUGAAGCGCACAGGUCGUUAUCACCGUCGAGGACGGACAGCUCGCCCGUCUCACAGGCCGUGCGCGUGCCGGCUGUCGCUUGCGUAACAACGUUUGACAAUUGACAAUAGCCGUAACAAUGUUCGUUUCUUAGUCUACGAUUCACGACGGAACUCCAGCCGGGAUUCCAUUUGUAACCUCGCGCGCCGCGUUACGCGCACCUAAUCCGUGAAUUUAUUAUCUGCGUAUGCUUGUGUCUGCUGUGUGUGUGUGUGUGUGUGUGUGUCGUGUGUGAGUGACUCUAUGUAAGUGUAUUGUGAUUUUUCUCGCGCGAGCAGAACUCUGCGUCUCGGCCCGAGGAUUCCGUCGCGAAUCACACCGAUCGUCCACACAGCCGUUGUUAUACGACAAGCACGCGCUGUGUUCUUCGAUCCCGCAUCGUGCAUCGUUCCUCCCGCCAGAAUGCCGCCAGGAAUGCGAACAUCGACGGAAGAGAAGUCGCGAUACUGUUUUUGCCCUUCUCGCGACUGCCGUUGCCGCGUGUCCGAUUGGGGGAUUUGCGCUCCGCUGAUUUUCACAGGAGACAUUUCCUCGGAUCUCCAAGGUGUUCGAAGCUUUCAUCGAGAUGAAAACGUUGCUACCUUUCUUCCUCUAAUCGUACGAUCGAAGCCAUAAAGGUUGACACACUUGUUCUUGAUUCGUUUCGUAAAAUUCAAUUCUAGUGUAAGAAGUGUAAGUAUAAACAAGACUUAAGGUAUAAUCGGAGAAAGAAAGAGAGAGAUAUAUGAUCGUUAGAGAGAAGAGCAGAAUGUUGGAUAUUAAUGCGAGUUUGGUUAAAUUUUUACGGGAGGUUAACAAUGUAUCGACACUGUAACAUAAAUAUUGCGGAACAAUUUCAACUCUCCACAUCGUUUUUCGUAGCAAUGUUUGCAUCGGCCAAUUUGUAAUAAAUUUUUAAUCUCUUUUUCGUGCAAAAUGUAAGAAAAAAACAGACUCGCUUUCAGGUCUCCCCAAAUUGCGUAACAAUUUUUCGUCUCGUAAUUAUGUAUGUCCUCCUAAUUAAAUUUAUUUAACUAUAUUUAUAUAGCCUCCUAAUUAUUUUUAUCUUCUAAUUAUACCGUUUGAAAAUUAAUAAUGAAAACACUCAACGUUCUUUUGGCUCCGCCAACUGAGGAUUAAUCUCCUCAGUACCGCAGAUCACUAAUUUGGAGAAGUUAUCCGUUAAAAAUAAUGCAAUGCAAUUUUGUUUUUGCGCAAUAUCCUCCAACUUCCGAUAACCAUCUGUCCCUACCAACUAGCGCAUUAAAAAAAGCGUGUCAACCAUUAUUGCCCAAUUGUACAGUCAGUUCUAGAGAUGUGCGAUUUUUCGACAUAUGACAAACACUGUGAUCUCCCUCUAUUGAAUCGCAAUGCGAUAUGCAAUUGGAUCUUUGAUGCAUGCGAUUUGACGAAAACUCCUGCGAUUCGAAAUUACACGCCAAAUCCAAAUCACGCAUACAAACGCGAAAAGUCGCGUACAAUUUCAAACCACGUACGAUUAAAAGUCGAGAGAGCGACAUUAAAUCGCGCCCAAUUCAAAAUCGCACUCGCGAUAUGAAAUCGCGUUUACGAUACAAAAUACUGCGGCGCGAUAUGUCACAUUCAUCGCGACUCUUGAGAAAGAUCGCGUCGCAAUGCACGGUCUCGCAAAAUCGCACGUCUCCAGCCGAUUCUCGGUGAUUUUUAUCACGUGCUCACUCGAUGUGCGACACCUCGGUCGUUUGCCCUUGGGGCCUGCCUUCGCGCAACCUGUUCUUCCUCCUUCGUCCUCCCGAGCUCUCGUUACCCAUUACGGUACAUUACAGUACGUUUCACGCGAUGCGCCCGGCCGUGGCGACGACGCAGCGCCGACGUCGGCGUCGGUGUCGUCGGCGCUCUCGGACAGAUUAUGAUUUUGAUCCGCGGCAUUCGAUACGAAAUGGAACGUUUCGAAGCGCCGGCAAUACGCGCAGGGAGCACGUUCGAUAAAUCGCGCGCUCACGCGGUGCCCCUCCCCGAAAUUGAUACUGUCAGUAAACAAGCUUAUGAUAUCCCCCGCCGUAACGGCACUCGUGUCACGUUCGGGAUAUACGCGAGGGAUCGGACUCGAAAAUCGAACGGGGGCGUGCGCCAACGACAACGAUGACAUUUCCGGCGACGCCAGCGCGAAUAACGCCGGCUCGCUCCGUGACUCUCGGGAAGGAAGGAAGGAAGGAAGGAAGGAAGGCCAAGGAAAGGGGAAAGAGGUAGAGGAGAAAACGAAGGGGGAAGAAGUGAAGAAAAAGCCGGGAAAAGCGGAGCUGUUCCCCACGCACGGGGAACCGGCGAGAGCGCGCGAUGACUUUCAUUCUUUCGGCGGGAUCACGGUGUAUCCGUUUCCGCGCGGGCCUUUUGUACGUAGCUUUCGUAUAGACGCGAAGAGAUUUGUUUCCUCGGAGGGUAUAGAUCUACACGUAUAUGUAUACACACACAUGCAUAUGAAUAUAUAUACAUAUAGAUAUAUAUAGAAUUUUUAAGAACGAUUAGGCGAGUUGUUGUUUUCAGCAGAGCGGAGCGUGCAUCUCGGAAUUGCGAGUAGAGACUUCAGUGUAGUUAGCGGAACUCACACGUGGAAACAGGAGGAGAUUCGCAAGCUAAUCGUUUUCGGGAUACUUGGUUUUUUUUAUUUUGUAAACUGAGUUACCUACGAUUAAAUGUGUGCGGUUUAAUACGCACUGUUUGCAUUUUUCAACGCCUAUUUUCUCGAUAAUUUCUCGAAAUAGAUUAGAUAAAUUUUCGGAAAUAUUAAGGGCAAAUAAUAAAAACUUUUUUAUUGUACAUUUUAUAACGAUUAGAAAGAGAAGACUAUCUUUAGCAUGUUAAGCCAUGUUAGUCGUAAAUUAAUUUCCGUCUCAAUUUCAAAACAGUUAAUCGAUUUUGCGAAAGAAAUUAAAUUAAUGUUCUGAAACCCCCAUUGUAAAUCAAUUCUUAACACAAUUUCGCAAAACAAAUCGAAAUAACUUCCAGAGAUAUCAUCCUGAACAAGUAAAAUUUUUCUCGACUGCACCUUGUAACAAUCAAAACAAAAGUUACCUUUUUAUAUUAAGUCAAAGUUCCAGCGUUCCCACCGUAGAUUUCCAUCUGAUUCCGAAAUUAAUCAAUAUUUCCCAUCGCAAUAGUCCAAUUUCACUACUCAAUCUUUAUCACAGAUAACAGCACAGUUUACACGUCCACCGGAGACGCAGAAGUCUCAGAGCUUUCCAACGCGUUUUACUUCACGCCGCUGCAAUACCCACAGUCAAAGUUAUCGACGAUCCAUAUCGAGCCACGUGCGGCGAAUGAUUCGGCGCAGUCAGCACAACGUAAACAACCUGACGCGGCCUUGCCCCCACUCUCGCGCUCGGCCGUUCACUCGUGGACGCGCGAGUAGUCCCACGGCCAUGGGUCGUGACGUUCCCCCGCGCAUGCGCAUGCGCAUGCGCGCUGCGAGUUACUCUGCUGCUGGCACGUGCAGCGCGUGCUCGCCGAUUCCGAGCGUAAAGCGCAGAAUGAAGGAUUGUAACUCACGAACGAGUCGAUGUACAGAUAUCGAGUAAAAAGCAACGGCCAUUCUUCUCACACGACGUGUCUUUCUUCGCGACGGAACUGCCGAGAUUAUCUCCUUCAUCGGCGACUGACCGCGAGGAAACUCGAGUUUCGUCAGCUGAACGUUGUUGGUCGCGAGCUGACGAACAAUGAAUGCAUGUUCCGCUGACUAUGCAUGAUUGACACUGGUCUGAUUGUUACACAGGAUACAUUGCAUAUUUUUAGAGGAUAUUCUAAAAGAGUAGAUAUCAAGUCUCAGCUUGAGACGUUGAGAGACAAACAUCCCGGCGACGAUUAGUUCGCGAAUUAAUUUUUCAUCCGCGCACCCAACAAUCUAUACAUAUCCCUUAAACUUCGCAGGACCUAAACUUUCAGAUACAUAUCAUCCUCUUGCGGCAUGAAACAUUCUUUCCCUUUGCAACAAAAGAAGGAGACCUUUGAGACCUUCCUCUUGGUCGUUGUUAGUUCCGUUGGCCGCAGGAUCCCGAGUCCCGAGCGAUAAUUCCGAGACGUGCCAUAUGUCGCAAGUGUAUACGAUCGAGUCGACCGUGAAGUCGAUCGAUGUGGCGUUUGCGGUUGGUAUUUUUCGCGCCAGCGACACUGACGAGAGCGCGACGAGCAGCUCUCUCCUCAUGGGGGGACGAGUGCGCAAGUACGAACUAAUUACCGCCGGUCCGAUCGUUUUUAAUCGCGCGACCAAUAACUUCCUCUCGCCGAUUGACCCGCCGGCGACGUGGUUCCUCAUUAACUUUUUCAUCUCUUCGCGCCGCGCCGCGCGGAGAGAACGGAAUUAUACACGGACGUCGUCGCUUCGAGUGGAGCGUGAGAUCUCUCAUCGAUGCGCGCGAGAGAUUUACGGAAUGGACUAGAGAGAGUGAGAGAGAGAGAGAGAGAGAGAGAGAGAGAGAGAGAGAGAGAGAGAGAGAGAAAGAAAGAGAGCGUACGAGGCGCUCUCCGCGCUAAAUUAAUCGAACCGUUGCGCGCUGGACGAGGAGGCAGGAAACGUUCUCUCCCCUUUUUCUUUUCUCCUCCUUUACCUUCCCCUACCCCUCCCUUCUAUUCCUCCUCCUCUUUUCCCCUCCCCUUUUUUUUCUCUUCCUCGAGGAGUUCGAAAAAGGAAGAUAA